GCGACAUGGGCAGCCGAGAGAACAAGAAUCAGAAGAGGAAGCGGAGGAGGAGAUCGACUCUGCUACCAGCAGAUGGGUCACAGAGGCCGUGGCGCAUGCGCGGGAGCUGAUGAAGGAGAGGCCGCGGGGCGCGCCAGAGGCGGCCUCGCUGCUGAGCUCGGUGCUUCUGCGGGUGCCAGCGCUCUGGGCCGAGCUCUCGCAGGAGACGUUGAUGGCCUUUGCCAGCGGAGACAUUUCCGGCGACAGGAGCCACAGUGGCGGUUCUGCCUUCGUGCCUAAGAACGCCGACCUGGCAGCGAAGACGAGGCGGCUGCUCUUGGCCAGCGUGGCCGCGGUCAUCGCCGAAAAGCCGCCGAUGGCCUCUGUGGCGUUGCUUUGCCUGCUCGGAGAGGCCGAGGCAGAUGAGGGCCGUUUCAUCGCGGCCUUCCAGACACUUCGCCGGGCUCAGGCGCUGGCGAGGCAAAGCAACACCAACGGCGACCGAGCGGAGGCGGCGCUGCAGGGCCUGCGCGCGGCAGCGCUGCAACGGUGGCACUUCCAGAUGAUCAAUGACGUCCCUCGAGGGGAGCAAUACGGCCGAGCCAUCGAGAUGGCGGUGGCAGAGCUGCUGCCCCAGGCGCCCACGGGCCUCCUGGCGUUGGACAUCGGCGCUGGCACUGGCCUGCUCUCGCUGAUGUGCGCCCGGCUGAAGGGCGUGCGGGAAGUCCACGCCUGCGAGAUGAACGAUGCACUGUGCGCCGUGGCCCGGGAGGUGAUCGCCGCCAGCCAAAGUUGCUGUCCCGUGACGGUGCAUCCUGUGGUCAGCACCUCCCUGCAGCCCAGGGAGAAGUUCGACCUGAUCUUUUGCGAGGUCUUCGAUGCAGGGCUUCUGGGGGAGCACGCGCUGCCAACGCUGCUUCAUGCCAAAAAGGCGUUGCUCAAGGAGGGCGGCAUCCUGGUGCCGGCCAGGGCCACGCUCUUCGGGCAGGUGGUGGAGGCCCCUGGCCUGCUGGACCGCUUCUCGGUGCGAUCUCCUACCGGGGCCGCGCUUGCUGGUGCGCGUUUGCAAAAUAGUGAGCGCUACACCUGCGAGACUAUGUGGGCAGUGCCUCACAAGAAGCUCACAGAAGCUGCAAAGCUUGUGACCCUGGAUUUCCACCAGAUCGAAUACUUGUACAGCAACCUCGGCAACUGGAUCGAUCCCCCUAUCGAGCUCUCGGUGUGUAGAACUGGUGAAGCGCACGCCUUCGUUUUCUGGUGGGAGCUGGAGCUCGACGCACAUGGCCGCUGCAGGAUCCACACCGCGCCGGAAGGCGGCUCAGAAUCCUGGCAGCAAGCGGUGCAGCCAAUGGCAAAGGCAAAGCUUCAGGAGGGCCAGAAAGUACAGCUCCACCUGCGUUUGCAGGCCGACGGCAUGGAGGUGGCCCUGCAGGAAGCCUCUGGCCAGAUUGCCAGCAUCGAGCCGACGGAUGUGCCUGAGCUACAGCUUGAGGAGGAAGAGCUUCUGCGCUUCAACGACGCCAAGCACUGGCAGAUGGUGCAGACCGCCCUUCAAGCUGCUUUCCAGAGGCUUGAGAAGCGUUCGGUGCAGCUCGUGGACAUUUCCGAGUCCCUCCCCUUGGCGCUGCUGCAGUCUGCCAGCUCUGACAGCUGCGUGGCAGGAGUGCGCGGCAACACCGAGAAGGAGGUGAUGAAGGCCCUAUUGGCCGCACAUUCCAUCGACAACGAGAAGGUCUUCCUGCUGGUGGCCUCUCCUCAACAAGUGAUCCAGGCGGCCCUGCCAGUUCCGUAUCCUUUGAAGGAGGAUGGGCAAUCCAUUGCUUCCAUUGUGCUCUGUGAGGACGUGGUCGCCGCCUCUGGUGCCUUGCGUUCGGAAGCCUUGGAGGACUUGGCCUUGCUGUGGCGGAGCUGCGCAGGCAAGCUCCAGCGGGAGGUCCUCGUAGUUCCGGAGGCCAUCACGCUGAAGCUAGCGCUGAUCCAGAGCCACGAAUUGGAGAGGAGGACGCGGGUGGUGGAGCGUCCUGGAGGGGUUGACGUGUCCAGCGUCAACGCCCUGAGCGUGCCUGAGUUUCUGGGCCUGGAGGAAUCCCUGCUGCAGCUGCAAUGGCUCAGCGCUGAGGUGGAGGCCCUGACGCUGCCGCUGGGGGAGCCUUUGCUGACGGCGUUGGCGGCGUUGAGCGCCACAGGCGACAAUGGCCAACCCUUGCUGCGGGUGAAGCUGGUGGCAAGCUGUGCGGGGAAGGUCCAUGGCAUCGCCACCAAGUUCUCGUGGGCAGGUGCUUCGGAGCCCGGCCACCAGCUGGCGGGUGUGACCUGGCCUGGGCUGCCGCCAGAGCUGGAGGCAGGGGAUGCUGUCUUCGCCUCGGUGCGUUACUCUCCCUGCCGGGGUUUGGUGGCCGCAGACUCAGCCGCAGAUGCCGAAUCCCAAUAG
Messenger RNA from Effrenium voratum, 2410 nucleotides. The record is from the annotation of a GenBank genome assembly. NCBI's taxonomy places the organism in Eukaryota, Dinophyceae, Suessiales, Symbiodiniaceae.